AUGAUAGAUUAUUUUAAAGCAUUUGAAGAGGAAUAUAUUCCUAUUGAUGUUUAAAAGGGUAUAUAGAUCAAUGGUGAAGAAAUGUUUCUUUUGUUAUAAGAAACUUAUAGGUCUCAAGUAUUUAACAAAGAUUACAAAAGAGUUUAUGAAGGCCUUCUUAAUGAAGACUAUGAAUCUUUAAAAUUUGUAACUUAUAACAUAAAAUCAACACUAGGGUAUCUAAGUCCUUUCGUAGCGUAUGAUGUGUGUGAAUAAUUGCAUUUGUUCAUUAGAGUAAGAAUACCAGCUAGAGAAGGAAAAAUACAAUUUCCUUUUACUGAAGAGGAUAAAUAAAGAGUGUACAAAGAUUCUAUUUUUAUUUUAACAGAAAUGACAGCUUUAUUAAGAUAUUUUAGUAAAAAUUAUCCUGAUUUCUAAGAUAAAUAUAGUUUUCAAAGCGCCAAGAAAAUCAUUGAUGACUGUUAUAAAUUUUACUUUAAGCGUUUCUCGAUCCCUUUUAAUGAUGAAUAAAAUAUGAAUACCAAUACUAAUAAUAAUAAUAAUAAUAACAACAAUAUUAUAAACAAAAAUCUAGAGAAAUAGAAGGGUAGCCAGACAGAAAAAUUAUAAAAAUCAUAGCAAGUUGCUUCAGUGGGUAAUGAUAAUUCCUUGGCUAUUAAAGAAUCUUCAAUGAGACAAGUAACUCAAGAUAAAGAUGAAUAGAAAAAAAAGUCUAAAAAUACAUAAUCAGCUACAGCUUCACCAAUAAAAGAAAAAAAUAACACUGUUGUUGCAGAUCCAGAAGGCAAAAAAGAAGAAGGAGUAGGUAUUAAUGAUAUUAAGCUAGAGUAACAAGAGAAAAAUUAGCCAUGCUGCAAUGAUUGCAAUAUUUUCUGA
This is a messenger RNA of Tetrahymena thermophila SB210, 876 nucleotides long. RefSeq lists its product as hypothetical. The transcript has 3 exons. NCBI's taxonomy places the organism in Eukaryota, Ciliophora, Oligohymenophorea, Hymenostomatida, Tetrahymenidae. The record is from RefSeq and is a predicted model, not a curated record.